UUGAUCGAUUUUCUGGUUUAUACGCAACACACUACAUUGAGAACUUAACGAAUAACUUUGAAGUUGGGUUAUAAUAUGUGCAGCGAGCUCAUGAAAACAGUCUUCCAGCAGACAAAGGCAAUCCAAUAGUCGUCAUAGAUACUAUGACAUAUCACAAAUAAUUGGAUGAAGAAUUGGCGAAAGGAAAUUACAAACGACCCAACACAGAAGAUCGAGGGACAGCUAUAUCGAAAAUUGAGAAGGUGUAAAGCAGAUCAUCAGAGGUGUAUCGGGAAAGUUCGUCUCAGGAGAACUGACAGUCAUCAUGGGGCCAUCAGGAGCUGGGAAAACAUCUUUGUUGAAUAUCCUGACAGGAUACCAAGUAACGGGUACAAAUGGUACAAUCAGAUGCAACGGCUCUAGCUCAAAGCGAAAAAAAGGAGCGCUGCAGUACAAGAAGGAUUCCUGUUACAUCCUUCAGGAUGACAACCUUCCCCCUCUUUUCACCGUUCACGAAAUGAUGAUGAUGGCAUCCAAUCUGAAGAUUGCGGAUUUGUCGAAAAAGUCAAAAGAGUACUUGAUCGAAGAGAUCCUGAACAAUCUUGGACUGUCAGUUGCCAGAAAUACCAAAUGCCAGAACUUGUCCGGAGGCCAGAGGAAAAGGCUAUCGGUCGCACUGGAACUAGUCGAUAAUCCACCCAUUAUGUUCUUGGAUGAACCUACCACAGGCUUAGACAGUUCCUCAACAUCCCAAUGCGUCCAGAUGCUGAAAGAGCUCGCACGUGGCGGUCGUACCAUCAUUUGCACCAUCCAUCAACCCAGCGCGACGAUCUACGCAAUGUUCGACCACGUUUACAUGAUGGCUCAAGGAAAAUGUGUCUAUCAGGGUGCAGCUACCAACACAGUAGCGUACCUUUCUUCGCUUGGUUUCUGCUGUCCUCAGUACCACAACCCUGCUGACUACUUCCUGGAGGUAGUAAACCAGGAGUACGGGGACUACACAGACUAUCUAGCAAAGGCCGCAACUGAUGAAAAAUGGAGGGGAAACGUACCUAUAAUUAAAGUUAGUAAGGAUGUAGCAGACAUACAGAAGGAUAUAGAUGUAUACGAUAGCAGUAAUGACAAAUUAUACAAGACACCUUCAGAAUGGACCAAAUUCAAAGUUUUGCUUGGCAGGCAAGGAACGCAGCUUCACAGGGAUUGGACAAUCUCACAGUUAAAACUCUUCCUGCAUCUCUUGGUGGGAGUAUUCCUUGGAGUUUUUUACCAAAAUGCUGGUGACGACGCUUCCAAAGUUAUUAAUAAUUUGGGCUUAUGUAUGAUCGGCCUUGUGUACUUGUCCUAUACUUCAAUAAUGCCCGCUGUCCUCAAAUUUCCGUCAGAGCUAGCGAUACUGAAGAAGGAAAAGUUCAACCACUGGUAUAAAUUGAGUACCUACUAUAUAGCUUUUUUGGUCUACGAUAUACCGUUACAGAUGAUAUUUAGUGCCGCAUACUGUACAACGACAUAUUUUAUGAGCGCACAGCCUUACGAAACCUGCAGGUUUUUCAUGGUAUUGUUGAUACAAAUGUUGGUUGGCUUGGCGUCAUCUGCUUUCGGACUGGUUUUGGGCACAGUGGUGAAUCCAGUGAACGGAACCUUCUUCGGAGCAAUCACGUUGGCUGUGAUGAUAUGCCUUGGAGGAUUCCUGAUCCUCUUCACGCAUAUGUCAAAGUACACCUACUUUCUCACCUACCUAUCAUUCUUCAGCUGGGGACUUGAAGGCGUGAUGCAAGCAUUGUAUGGCUACAACAGGCCAGAACUGCCAUGCCCAGAUAACGAGGAUUACUGCCACUACACCUCGCCCAAAGUACUGCUGAGCGACAUUGGGAUGACGAAGCAGAACUACUGGUAUGACGUCAUUUGGCUCUUUGGAGUUUGUUGCGCGCUCAGGUUUAUAGCGUUCCUCACACUUAGGAGACAACUGAAAUCGGCGUAGUUUUCCUCGUAUGCCAUAUGGUUUGACUGGGAAUUUUUCGACUUGCAAAACUGGUUUUGGAUAGCUACAGACAACCAAAAAACAUGCUGGCUUUUAGAUAAUGUUUUGUUUUUUCGCUUUUUUUUCAACUACCUGUUUGCAACAGUAUUCUAAAUCCUGUUCAUCUGAUUACUUCAAGAUAUGUCUAAAAAAUUACGCUUUUAAUUUUGUUUUGUGAUAAAAUGCAUUUUUUGUGCAUUUUAUUGUGGAUUUUUUCUUCGAUCGUAACUUGUUAACAAAUAUUAGUACAGCUCCGAAAUUCUAUAUGAAUAUUCCACUUUUAUGGAUGAAUGAAACAAGUGAUUACUUUUGCUCUUAUCACUUUUUAUUUUCGGAAAAUCAUUGCUUUCCUUAAAAACUCAACUUGCUGCGAGACGAGGCUUCAAGAAAAUCAAAGGUUUUUCGAAAAGGAAAAGUGACAAGAACAAAAGUAAUCACUUGUUGCAUUCUUCCAUGAAAGGGAAAUAUUCACACACAAUUUCAGAGCUGUACUUAUAUUUGUUAACAAGUUACGAUUAAAGAAAAAAUGCACGAAAAGUGCUUUUUUUAACGAAAAAAAUGAAAACAUUUUUAGUCAUCUCUAUACACACCACCAUGAAAUUAUCAGUUGAAAAGGACUUAGAAUAUUGCUGCAAACAGUAGUGACAUAUUUCGCAGCUUCUCAAACACAUAUGUCGAAAACUAUAAAUUUUAGGGAGCACAUUUUUUUAUCCAUAAUGUCCCAAAGAACCUAAAAGCGCUUUAUCGAAGCGAAAAGACAAUUAUUGGAAUUUGCUUGAAAUAAUCGUUUCAAAAAUUUUUUACGCAAAUUUGGUUCUAUUAACAUGGAGAUCCGUUCAAAAAAAAGGAUUCAUAUUUUUUUCUAUCAGAUGUGAUGAUAUUGCCUGGACUAUACGGCAAAUUAUGACGUAUAAUUCAAACUACCACGCAUUUUUGUACUGAUGAUUUUGUGCUUUGUAACAUCCAAAAACCAUGAGUCGUAAGUUCAAUCUUGUCCAGUCAAACUGUAAUAUGAAUGGGUACAGUGCAAUGGAUUAAAAACGACAAAAGUGAAGCAAAUGUCUGAUCGGUGACAUAAAAAGUUCUCGGUGAUAGUUUAACUGAGUGAGUUUAGAUGAUAGGGUGCAGGAAUAGUCAAUUGUACAUAAGUCUGCUGAAUAUUAUUAUGAAUUGCUUGCCAAAAGUAUGCGUACUAUGAGGUAAACAUAUUGGCAAAUUGUCUUUUAUAAAGCGUCAUUCACUUCAGUAUAUAAACGGCGUUUUCCUAAUUGAAAGUCAAUACUCAAGAGGACAAUUUUUGGGCCCGCUUUAAUAGGAUAACUUCAUAUGAACGUAUGUUCGAAACGUCUUAACUUUUGAGAUACAAGGUAAUAAACUUUUCUCAAACAAAUUUAUUAUUAGGACCUUAGAUUUGGCAUACAUGUACUAUGUGUCAAGACGCACUUUUCACAGCAACACAUUUUUUUAAUUUCCACCAGCGGCGUUCAUGGCACGCCACUGAUUUCUUGAAACCCCAUCCAUUUCUGAGCAGAUUUGAACGCUUGAUUUUUUCAAUGCGAUGCACGUUUGUCCCUUAAAAAAACAAAAACCGUUUCUUUGCGUUAUCAUAACAAUAUCGUUAAUAUGAUUAUUUCUCUCGUCUUAAUCGCUACCAAUCACAAACGCCAAAUUUUUAAUUACAAAUGGUUUCUCGAAGGAAAAAUUGUACGACAGUACCUGUCAGCAGUUUUUUCGAGUUUACCCGCGGCAAAACUACACAGCUGUUGUCACCAAAAAUUGCAAUAUCUACGACGUUGAUAUUUUUUUCUGAAUUUAUUAACAGUAAAUAGUCGUGUCAAAUACCAUUCGGGCAACUAAUUUUUUCCUGUGAAAAAAAUCGAAAAAACACACUGCAAAGUAAUAUUUUUUUAACAAAAAACAGAAUAUUACUUAGCAACGUGUUUUUUCGAUUUUUUUCGGAAAAAUUAGAUGCCCUUAUGAUAUUACUUAUGACAAUAUCACCACACAGAGAAAGAGAUUUAAUUUUUUCAGAUGAAACCAGUGCGACGUACUAAAAACACUUCAGUACCACAUGGAUUUGAUUUUGAAAACUUCACUUUUCAAAAGCUUGGGACAUGCUUUCACAUAAAGUUUUUUUCUUAAAAUAGACCCAAACAUCGGCCCAUUAAAUAUUGAUAUUCAAUUAGGAAACGUCCUGUAUAUAGUUUGUUCUCUAGUUAAUUUUCGUGCAUUAAAGUUAAUGUUAAUCUUCGCAACAAAGUACCCACGUUAUUCAAAAGUACAGAGUACGCUGCUUGUCCUCAACAUAGUACAUAGUUUGACUCAAGUUUAUGUUAUAAUUUGAAAAAAAGAAAGUUUUUUAUUGGACAGUGUAUAUAGUUAUUAUUUAUUUGUUAUAGCCUAUAAGUAGUUUUAGCUCGUUUUAGUUUUUAUGGUGGACUGUCUUAACAUUAUUCACAUCACUCUUCGUUAACCCAUGAUCAAGUUUAUGUUGUUUUGGUUAGACAGAUUUUUAUCCAAAAACCAUAGUAUACUUUCCCUAAGGUUUUUGAUGCGCUGAAUCCGAAUCCGUGGCCAAAGUCUGUCAAUUAGCUUUGGUUUAUGAGAUAGCCUAACCUAAAGCUUAAAAAAUUGCGAUUUUUUUUUCUAAAAAAUCAUCUCAAAGCACUCUCAUCGUCAUUUUGAACACCGUUCAGUUUGAUAAAAUAUAUUUUCUUUUUGCUGAGAUAUGGCACUUUAAUUUUUCCAUUCUUUUUAAUUUCACUAUACCUAUACCCUAUUUUACGAGUAUCAAUCACGGUAAAAAUGACAGCUGAUUAUCUAGUAAUAUCUCAAAAUUCCUCAUACCGGCCAGGACACAUAAUUCUGACGGAUCCGUCAACGCCAGGUAGACGUGCUAAAGCACGUAACCUUUUUUUACUAUUUUGAUCACUCACUAGUAAUUUGAAUUUUUCUUUAUUGAUGGUAGAGUGCCCAUUCCUAGGCCAAAUCCUUUGAUUAACCUCCAGAUUCUGGGAUUCUGGCUAACAGCAGUUUGUGGAGUAGUACCCCCUCAUAUCGUACGUUACGUUCAGUUGUUUCGGUUUGGGUGCUACCCCGUCCAUUUUCUUAUGUGAUUUUAAUCUUCUGGGAAGGCAUUGCGGAGAAUUCCAGCUUUGUUUGUAGCUGUUUUGCAGCUGAUAUUUCCGAAAGCCAGCCCUUCCCCUUGACAAAAACACCUAUUCUCAUCAAGGAUUUUGUACCUGUAAGUUAGGAUAUUACAAAAACCAGAGCUACAUGAGAUAUUGCGACCACGAAUUCGGACUUACCGCAUCAAAAACCCUCGGAAAAGUACACUCUGGCUUCUGGGUAAGAGGGCCGGAUCAUUUUUGUUAACCUGAGUUAGAUAAAACCUUUUUGGAUAUUUUUUUGCCAAUAUUUACACAAUAUUUUAGAUAAAAAAGAUGUUGGGAGUCUAUCGAUAUCUGUUCAGCAUUACGGUAUACGUUAUCGCAAAAAAAUCACAAACUUUGCCUCUUAUAAGCUUGAUCGUAGUUGUUAACGGAUCAGUUCCUAAAAUGGGCAUGAAAAACUGAACUGUUUUAAUAUUUUAUAUUAUUGUUAAGCUUCAAAUGUGUCAGUGAGGAAUAAUAUUUUUGUAAGUAUUAUCAAGCUAUAACAGUGGUCAGUAUACAUUGUACAUAGGAAUAUGGAGGUUUGCCGUAUACACAGUGUUCUGAAACUUGGGAUUUUCUUUUCCCCAUUUCUUGUCUCUUUUUCUGCAUUAUCUAAGUGGUUGUUUAUACAUUUUAACGAAAUUUUUCAAUCGCAGAACGGCCGCAGUCUCAUAAAACUCUGACAAUUAAGCACCAGGAAUUAGGUAUUCUUUACUUCUCUAACUUUGCAUUUGUCUGUGGGAGAAAUCUAAUUCCAUAAUGGCUGGAGAAAUCUUGGGACUUUUAUUCAGAUUUGCUGCUACCAUCCGCUACUAUAGAGAAAGGAUUUUCAAAGAAAUGGCUUCCCAUAAAAAUACCCAUAUUUUCAUAAUAUUUAGUUACAAUUCCAUUUAGUUUCAAAAGAAAUUUCACCGCAAUUCUCGUUAAGAUGUUGAGUAAUUUGCUUUUGAAACUAAGGUCAUCACUUGUGAUAACGUAAAAUAUUAAGUAUUUUUGUUUUAAAAAAUAUUUGUAGCAGUACACUGCGCGGAAAAUGCUGAGUGAGCUAUUUUUAUAGAUGUUGUAUUUCAUACUAUAAUUUGUGUAACAUUUUAUAAUAAAUAUACUAUGUUUUGUAUC
Molecule: messenger RNA, 6270 nt
Organism: Acanthoscelides obtectus
Lineage: Eukaryota; Metazoa; Arthropoda; Insecta; Coleoptera; Chrysomelidae
Source: the annotation of a GenBank genome assembly